Perognathus longimembris pacificus (Pacific pocket mouse) is the source of this 692-nucleotide messenger RNA. It is a transcript of the gene Rnase8, whose product is annotated as ribonuclease A family member 8. Gene Ontology annotation, biological process: defense response to Gram-negative bacterium; defense response to Gram-positive bacterium; defense response to fungus. The record is from RefSeq and is a predicted model, not a curated record. The transcript has a single exon. NCBI's taxonomy places the organism in Eukaryota, Metazoa, Chordata, Mammalia, Rodentia, Heteromyidae. Gene Ontology annotation, molecular function: nucleic acid binding; RNA nuclease activity. Bases 4 to 471 code for a protein of 155 amino acids.
AAAAUGGCACCAGCCAAGACAAUGUUCCAGUCCUUGCUCCUUCUGCUGCUGGGGCUGUGGGUGGCCAAGGUCCGAGUUAGUGCUAAACCUAGCCACAUGACCUCAGCACAGUGGUUUGAAACUCAGCAUGUGCAGACCAGCCCUCAAGCAUGCAACUCAGCCAUGGCCCACAUCAACAAGUACACCAAACACUGCAAAAACCUCAACACCUUCCUGCAUGAAUCUUUCUCCAGUGUAGCCACCACCUGCCAGACGCCCAAUAUAGCCUGCAAGAAUGGCAGGGAGAACUGUCACCAGAGCCAGAAGUCUGUGUCCCUGACCAACUGUGAACUCACAUCAGGGAAAUAUCCAAACUGCAGGUACAGAGAGAAGCAUCUGAGUGCACCAUACAUCGUGGCCUGUGAGCCUCCUCAGCAAAAGGAUGAUCUGCAGUACUCACUGGUUCCGGUGCACUUCGACAAUGUUGUUUGAGACCUGCUUGCCCACUCCCAUGCCUGCUCUGAACACUGCUUCAAGGGCAUUUCCUCCUCAGAACAUGUCACUAAUCCUUCCCUUCCUUGCACAAAAUCAGCCUCACCUUGCUAUUCCGUAGGGGCUUUAUGAUGCUAUGAAUGGUGCUGUGGCUUUCUUUGCUUUCUCAGUGUCUGGUACUACCUGGCUCCUCCAGAAUCAAGUGCACAGGAUCUCAGUGG